Molecule: messenger RNA, 588 nt
Organism: Clonostachys byssicola
Lineage: Eukaryota; Fungi; Ascomycota; Sordariomycetes; Hypocreales; Bionectriaceae
Source: the annotation of a GenBank genome assembly
AUGAAGGCCCUCAUGGCGAAUAUCACGGAAUGUCUCUGCGGCGCAUCCGCGAAUCGGGGCCUCCCACACUCUCAAAAGCAUCUUGAAAUAAUUUCCGAAAAGCCCAUCUUCUCGCCCUACACUGACGACGAGCGUGUUGGCCAGUUCGUUGAGAUCAUUCGCACGGCCGAACUGGGCGACCCUCAUCUUCUCUCGAAACUCAACGCAACCAUCUCUGCGUCUGGAUGGAAAGAUUCUCUGUCCGAAUCCAUCCUCCACGGUAUAGAGGCAAUUCUGGAAAAUGGGGCGGCAAUGGGGGAGGCAAUGGCCGAAGCUGUCAAACGCGCGACGAAUCUAGCUCGAGAAUUCGCUGAGCGGCACCCCGUUUACGCCGCCCUCAUUGCCGCCGGCACCAUCAUUGCGAUCGGUGUUCUGGUCAUCAUGGGUCCCGGAUGGGUUCUAGAGGCCUUGGGAUUUGCAGCUCGAGGCCCACGGCUCGGCAGCUUCGCCGCACGUUGGAUGAGUCGCAUUGCCAAAGGGGAGCAGGGCCAAGUGGUGCGAGGAUCUCUAUACGCUUAUCUCCAGAGACUUGGUAUGACAGUGGGAUAG